Cokeromyces recurvatus is the source of this 4587-nucleotide messenger RNA. RefSeq lists its product as uncharacterized. Gene Ontology annotation, molecular function: magnesium ion binding; ATPase-coupled intramembrane lipid carrier activity; ATP hydrolysis activity. Gene Ontology annotation, biological process: phospholipid translocation. Gene Ontology annotation, cellular component: plasma membrane. The coding region runs from base 98 to 4438 and encodes 1446 amino acids. The transcript has 6 exons. The record is from RefSeq and is a predicted model, not a curated record. NCBI's taxonomy places the organism in Eukaryota, Fungi, Mucoromycota, Mucoromycetes, Mucorales, Mucoraceae.
UUUUUAAUUUAAUUGUUACUCAGAAAGAAAAAUAUGCUAAAUACAUAAAUGUUUUUUUUUCCAUUACAUAUUUACAUAACCUGCCUUACAUAUACUUAUGUCCCGUAAACGAUGGUUUGAUAUCUUUUGGAAAAGUAAAGAUAAUGAAGAAAAUAAUAGCCGCGACAGAUACUGUCAAGGAAUACAUCGAAGAGCAUCCACUGAGAAUUCUCAACAGUCUGCUAUAACAACUUCGACUUUAUCUCAUACUGAAUCAACAGCUGUCAAAUUAAAGAAAAUAACAAAUGGGGGACGCCGAAUAUUUAUCAAUUUACCCCUUUCUACCUUUUAUAAUAAUGCAACAGCAACUGAAAAGAAAAGAAAUUUUGCAACCAACAAAAUUAGAACUUCGAAAUAUACCUUACUUUCUUUUAUUCCAAAGAACUUAUUUGAACAAUUUCGUAGACCUGCAAACAUGUAUUUUUUAGCAAUGGCUAUUAUACAAAUGUUACCUCAAUUUGGAGUCAAAUCACCAGCAUUAACUCUUUUACCUAUCUGUUUUGUCGUAUUUGUUACUGCAGUGAAAGAUGGCUUUGAGGAUUUUCAACGUCAUAAGGUAGACAAACAGUAUAAUCAAAAUAUUACGCAUACCUUAAGGGGUUAUCAUAAUACAAAUUUUCCUUAUCAAGAUUCAUCUUCUUCUUCAGCAAGCGGUAAAUUCUUGACUAAUAUUACUACUACUACUUGGCUAUCUGCUAUUUUAUAUCAUCUUUCCUUUUUUAAAAAGGUUCCAGCUACAGGAGAAAGUGAAAAUGUUCAUGAUGAUGGAAAUCAACAAAACUUGCCUUCCCAUGCUGAGGAUGUAUUUGAAAGAUCACUUUCCAAGGAUAUACGUGUAGGAGAUUUCAUUCUGUUACGUAAUGGUGAUAGUCUACCAGCGGAUGCAGUACUUUUAUCUACAUCAGAUAAAGAAGGGAUAUGUUAUGUUGAGACAAAGGAUUUGGACGGCGAAAUUAAUUUAAAACCUCGAAAGAGUAUACGAGAGUUAAGUUAUAUUCAAUCUGGAGCAGAUUGUUUAAAUGAUUGUCAUUUCUAUCUUGAAGCAGGUGCUCCCUCUCCGGACUUGUAUCAUUUUGAGGGAACCCUCGUGAGGCUAGAAAGGGAUGGAUCAUUAGUAGAUAAAUGGAUAGAGAAAAGUAGGACCCCAGUUGGAAUUGAGAAUAUAUUACUUCGAGGACAUGUGGUGAAGAAUACAAAGUGGGCUAUUGCUGUUGUACUUUUUACAGGCGUAGAUAGUAAGAUUAUGCUAAAUUCAGGUGAAACACCUAGUAAAAGGAGUAGAGUAGAUAAACAAAUGAAUCAAGAGAUUUUUAUAGCAUUUCUUGUACUUUUUAUAUUAUGUUUAAUAUGUGCUAUUAUGGCUGGUGUUAAGAGAAGUUAUUUUAUGUCAAAUACUUCAUCAUCUCUCUUUGCAGUCCAAUCUGGGUCACCAGCUUAUGUAGGGUUUAUGAAUUUUUGGUCUAGUUUAAUUAUUUUUCAAAAUAUUAUACCCAUUUCUCUUUAUGUAUCUAUCGAAUUUGUGAAAACUUUUCAGGCAUUUUUUAUUUGGAAUGAUUUAGAUAUGUGGGAUGAAUCAUCACAGAAAUCAUGCGUACCAAAGACAUGGAUAUUAUCAGAUGACCUUGGACAGGUGGAAUAUAUUUUUUCUGAUAAAACAGGGACUCUAACUAGAAAUAUUAUGGAAUUUAGAGAAUGCACGAUUGGAGGUGUCAGAUACGGCAAUAAUGGAUUUGCACCCGAAUCUGAAGGCGCUCGUGGUGCCCGUAUUCGAAAAGAGAAAGAGAAAAAGAGCAAUCAUAAUGAAACGAAUACUAGCAGCCAUGUUGGACACGAUCUAGAGGAGCAGCGUGAAGCUGUAAUGAAGGAAUCGACAGAAAAUCACUUGCCAUUAUUGGAUGUUGAUGAAGAUCCUCUUAAAGAUAAUGAUGAAAAGAAAGCAAACAAAGAAAAUAAAGAUAAACGAUUAGAAAUUAUGAAAGAUUAUGAAGCAACUAUGAAAAACCUAUUUCAACCAACUUAUUCUUCAUUGAACCCUAAUAGACUUUCAUUCGCAGAUCCACAAUUAUUCAAAGAUAUUGAAUCUUCAGAACCGGACAAAGAACUGGACAAACAAUCUGCUAAAAUUAAAGAAUUUUUCAUGUUAUUAGCAUUAUGUCAUACAGUAAUGGUAGAAAGGAUUGGAGAAGAUGGUAAAGUUAUCGAAGAAGAAGAAGAAGAAGAUGAUGAUGAUGAUGAUAAGAAAAUGACUAAACAAGAACCAAAAAUCAGUGAGAAUAUGGCUAACGGAAGUUAUAACAAAUUGAAAAAUACAAUCGUUAGUGACAUAAAAGAUGCAAAAGCAUCGGAUGAAAAUGCAGCAACUGAAAAAAUGGAAACAAGUAAUUACAAAUCACAUACAGGGAGCACGAGUAAACUUCUUUCACAAGUCCCAGGUAUUCGCCAUUUAAAAAAGUCUUCUGAUACUGAAGCUACUAAUAAAAGGGGUGAUUUAAGACGUAAAAAGAGUCGAGGUGAAGAAUUCAAUUCAAUUACAGACGAGAAGCAAAAAUCGGAUCAAACGGAUGAUACAGUACGGAUACAACUUAACUAUAAAGCUGAAUCACCAGAUGAGGCUGCCUUAGUGAAUGCAGCCAAAAAUGCUGGGUUUGUCUUUCUUCAACGAAAGGGGGAAACAGUGACGGCAGAUAUUGUUGGUAAAGAAUAUCAAUUUGAACUACUAAAUGUGCUAGAAUUUAAUUCAGACAGAAAACGGAUGAGUGUGAUUUUGCGUCGGCCUGAACCAUGGAAUGAUAUCAUAUUGUACUGUAAAGGCGCGGAUAAUGUGAUAUCUGAAAGAUUAGACAAGAGUAAGCAAGAGAAGGAUGUAAUUAAUCAAACUUUUUCUCAUGUGAAUGAGUACUCUGAAUGUGGUCUUCGUACUUUACUUGCAAGUUAUCGCCUUUUAGAAGAGGAUGAGUAUAAAAACUGGAAGUCAGAAUAUGAUGAAGCAAGUACUGCUUAUGAAAAUCGUUCAGAUAAGAUUGCUGAGGUACAAGAGAAAAUCGAGGUUAAUCUUAGACUACUUGGAGCAACUGGUAUAGAGGAUAAACUUCAAGAAGGUGUACCUAAAUGUAUUGAAGAUCUUCGAAAUGCAGGUAUCAAAAUUUGGGUUUUAACUGGUGAUAAAUUAGAAACUGCUAUAAACAUUGGAUACGCAAGUAACUUGUUAGAUGCCAAUAUGAAACUAUGGGUCAUUCAUGGUAGUGAUAGCCCAGAGAAGGUAUUUCAAACCUUAACUGACACAUUGGAAAAAUUAGACAAUAGACAUGAAAUAGAUGAUUCAAUCAUACAAGAAAAUGCACUUAUCAUUGAAGGGUCAUCAUUAGCUCAUAUAUUAAAGUCAUCAGAUUUAAAAAUAAAGCUCUUACAAAUUGCUACUCAUUGCAAAAGUGUUAUAUGUUGCCGAGUUAGUCCACUUCAAAAGGCAUUAGUUGUUCAACUUGUUCGUAAACAUCAUGAUACUGUUACGCUUGCUGUUGGUGAUGGUGCGAAUGAUGUAAGUAUGAUUCAAGCUGCAAAUGUAGGAGUUGGAAUAGCAGGUCAGGAAGGUGUACAGGCUUCUAUGGCUGCUGAUUAUGCCAUUUCACAGUUUCGAUUUCUUCAUAAGCUAUUAUUAGUUCAAGGUCACUGGAGUUAUUCUCGUAUUUCAGAGAUGAUAUUAACUUUCUUUUUUAAGAAUGUCUUUUGGGUAUUUCCAUCAUUAUGGUAUCAAAUAUACAGUGCGUGGUCUGGCAAUAUCUUUUAUGAUUAUUCAUUCUUGCAACUUUAUAAUAUUGUGUUUACAGUUGCACCUGUAGUUAUUCUUGGUGCAACCGAUCAAGAUCUUACUUCACCUUAUCUAAAGCAUUUAACAAGUAUUUAUUCAAUUCGAGGAAAAUUAUAUACAAAGUUUAGGUUUUGGCUGUAUUUUUUAGAUGGAGUUUGGCAAUCCGUCAUUGUAUUCUAUGCUUUCUAUUUAUUGUAUAUUAAUGGAAAUCCUAAUUCAAAUGGCUAUUCAGAGUCUAUGUUACAACUAUCUACAUCUGUUGCAGUCACUGCUAUAACAUUAGCCAACAUCAUGCCAGGUUUUAAUACUUACUAUUGGACAUGGUGGCAAUUUACUUUUAUUGGACUUGAAUUACUGGUCACAUUUUUAUGGGUCGUAAUUUAUGGAGCAUUCCCUUCUGUUUCACUUUGGGGCAUGGCUAAUAUGGUCUUUGGUCAGGGUUCAUUUUGGUUGACUUAUUUAUUAGUUAUUAUAUUUGCAUUUUUACCGCGUUAUACAAUUACCUUUAUUUAUCAGUGGUGGUAUCCUAAUGUUAUUGCAAAGGGUCGCCAAUUUGAGCUUUAUGACAAGCGCAUAAAGAAAAAAGAGAGGUAAUAUAUAUAUAUAUACAUGUAUAAUCGAUAUUUUUUUUUUCUUGUAAAUAAUUGUAUAAAAGGGUAAAAGAGUUAUAAUCAUCUUUUAUUUCAGUAAUAAAAAUUUUUUUUGUUGCAUAUAUUGUAAUUGACAAUAUAAAACUAAGGAAA